This is a messenger RNA of Ruditapes philippinarum (Manila clam), 5284 nucleotides long. Its product is annotated as transmembrane channel-like protein 7. The record is from RefSeq and is a predicted model, not a curated record. Lineage: Eukaryota; Metazoa; Mollusca; Bivalvia; Venerida; Veneridae. The coding region runs from base 503 to 2578 and encodes 691 amino acids. The transcript is spliced from 15 exons. Gene Ontology annotation, cellular component: plasma membrane. Gene Ontology annotation, molecular function: mechanosensitive monoatomic ion channel activity.
AGAUCAUCUAUCAUAAGCUGCAAAUUACUUUGUCAAUUCACUACCACUUGAUUCCGUAUAGAAGAAGCUGCUGUGCAGAAUUUCCAGUACUUUUUGCCUGACAUUACCAUUCCCAAGUCAGACAUUUACGAUUGUCUUAUAGCAAAGAUUUUAAGUGCACAACGAAUUGUAGAACUUUAAGUUUUUUUUUCUAUAAGUGGAAGAACGGAAUUUUUGUUUGCUUAUUUGUGUGAAUAUGUGUUUUAAUGAAUGAGUUAGUAAUUAGUAAAGUUUCCAAGAGAUAAUUCUCACAGGAUUUGAGAAUAGCUGAUGAAUCGGAGAAAUUACAUGAGAUAUUUUUUUCACGAUCAUUGGAUAUUGAUUCCGGAGAAUUUAACGUUUUCGUAAUCUGACACUAAGUACUGGGAAGAUGAAUUGUGCGGUAAAAAAUUUGUAACAAGGAGAUUUUUUUUGUUUGACAAAAAUCAGAUUUUUUUUCUAAUGUACUUUAAAAAAAACAAUCAUGAAGAAAGUGUUUAAUAAAAGUGUUUAUUUUCUGGUAGAGCGGAGGCAUGACCUUGAGGAUGAGAAGAAGUUGGAGAUGAACUCGAUGGAUGGGAAAUGUUUGAAACAACGAUACCAAGAUCUCAAGGAACAGGAUGAUCUCCGUGCGAGCAAUUUUGCCGAAUUACUUAGGGACUCGACUCUCAGGAAAAUGAGGAAACUUACAGAAUGGAAAAGACCAAAGAGAGUUGAGAAGUUUAACAGAAGGAUGCGGGAAUUCUUUUCACGGUUUAGUUUAUGGGUUACCUCCUUCAAGGUGAUCGAGGGAAAGUUCGGUACUGCUGUUAUGAGCUUUUUCAAGUUCAUACGCUGGCUCAUGUUCCUGAACUUAUUUCUCAUGCUGGUAAUGGUGUGCGUGAUCACCAUACCUUACCUUGCCCUCGAGUCCAAGCCAUUCAAGGAAACAAUUAACGCAACCCAGUCGGAUUACCAUCGCCAGGCUGUGAACUGUAGUGAGAAUUACAUCGAAUAUAGCGAGGAACUAUUCCGUCAGGAGUCAACAUUUGAAAAAGUCUUAGAUUUUCUACAAGGGACGGGUUGGAUGGAGCGAACAGUGUUGUUUUAUGGGAAAUAUCACAACAAAACCUACAUAGAUGCUGGUGGAGAACCUUAUACUUACAAUAUGGGACUGGCAUAUAUACUGGCCAUAGGAGCUUGUUUCCUCAUCAGCUUUCUUCUGCUCAUCAGGAAUUCAGCUAAAACUGUAAAGACAACAUUUGGCAUGGAGACUUCUGUAGCAGCAUAUACAAACAGAGUCUACGCUGGCUGGGAUUAUGCCAUUACCAACAAAAAAGCAGCAAAAGUCAAAAGUGCAAAUCUCUAUACAGAAUUUAAGUCGUGUUUAGACGAGGAGAUUCAGAAGAAGAGGAGAGAAAAUCGGUCCCCAAAUGAUCAGGCGACCAUCUUUUUUAUACGUGUUCUUGUCAAUUGUUUUGUUCUGGCUCUACUCGGUGGAUCACUAUUCCUGGUCUAUUUUACAACAGAUAGACUGCUUGUGUUACAAGAGCAGGAGCUGAAUGAAGUUUUAGCCCUGAUAGUCCAGUACCUGCCUUACCUUACUAUUACUGUGCUCAAUUUUCUCAUUCCAAUAGUUUUCCAGAAAAUAGUUACCCUAGAGGAUUACUCUCAAAACAAUGCUCUCAGAAUUACAUUAGGAAGGUCUAUAUUACUGCGGCUAGCUUCACUGGCCGUGCUGAUAGGGUCUCUCUAUAGACUGCUAAUCAUCAAUGCUGACCCAGCGGAUGGUUUCUGUGGUAACAGAUUGUGGGAGAAAACAGUGACCACAGCUCGGGGUAGUAUUAAGUGUUGGGAGACAUAUGUUGGUCAACAGAUUUACAAACUGGUGUUGUUAGAUCUGGUGGUAGAAACUAGCAUUAUAGUGUUUGUACAGUUACCUAGAAGGUUGAUAUAUGACAGAUAUGGCAACACAGUUGGUAUUGUAAAGAAGUUAGGUCCUCAGGAGUUUGAUUUACCUCAGAAUGUGAUAGAUAUUAUAUACUCACAAACACUUUGUUGGUUAGGGAUGUUUUUCAGUCCACUUGUACCCUUGAUGACAUUCUUAAAGUGCUUUAUUUUCUUUUACCUUAGAAAGUGGACAUUGUUGAAGAAUUGUGCCGACACAGAGCUGACAUAUCGGACCUCAAGGUCACACUCAUUGUUCAUGUUUGUAUUGUUGGUCUCCUUCAUCCUAGCAACUGUUCCUGUAGGUUAUAUGAUUAGCAGCAUUGCACCGAGUCAGAGUUGCGGACCAUUUAGAGUUUAUAGCUCACCUAACUACACAAUGUUUGAUUCAUUAUCUAACACGGUGAAGUCAUGGCCAGAGACACUCAGAGAUAUACUUCUCUUUCUCAGCUCUGUCGCCUUCCUAGUGCCUGCUAUUAUUAUACUCUGUUUGCUCAUGUAUUAUUUCUGGUUACUUGGGUCAGGAUACAAGAGGAGAGAAGAAAUUCUCAGUGAACAACUUAAAAUGGUCUCCAAAGAUAAACAGUUCUUGUUAGCCAGAGUUAAUGAAGUUUUGAUGCACGCAGAGACGUGAAAAUAUAUCUACAUAUUAACCUUAUAUGUGUUCUCACGAUGUUAUUAUAAUUAUUAUAUUUGAGUAUAUAUAACACCGACACAAACUAUGCAAUCUAUGUGAGCUCAGAUUUUGAAAUUUUGAGAUUCAGAUUGACAUAUGUGUAUACACCAUAUAUCAUAUAUGUUUCAUUAUGUAAAUUCUGGAAGUGUGUUAACAUAGUAAAAUGAUAUAAUGUUCUGACAAUGAUGCAUAGUAAGGCAAGUGCAGGAGGAAAUAUUUGAGAUCAGUGAUAAAAUAUGUGAUUGAAAUAUGUAUAAAAGGGCAUUUUGUGUAACUUUCCUGAAUGCAAAAUCAUGAAAUAUGUAUAAAAGGGCAUUUUGUGUAACUAUUCUGAAUGCAGAAUUAAACAUAUUUUUUUUUUUUUUUUUUUUUUGAAAUUGAAGUGACAUUAUUCCUAUCCAAGGGUAUAUUAAGGAGUGAACAGGUGAGAGUUAAAAUAAAAUAACAUUUGCCAUAAUUCCUUUUAAUUUUAUAAACUUGUAUGAACAAUACAUUACUCACAUGGCUCCAGGAAUAUUCUCUAAAUAUCUAUCAGAAUUUACUUUUAAUGUUCAAUUUAUAAAAAGGGUGGGGCAGUUUUAUAUUUAAGGCAGAUUAUAUUUCAUCCUAAACAUAUAUCAGCUGCUGGUUAACUUCCAUUAUAACAUUUAAUCUUUUGAGAUAUAUAGCCAUUACAGCUGCUGUACUUGACAAUGAAAAAAUGAGUGUAAUGGCACUUAGAGCAUAAUACUUACAUUAAAGUAAUCUCAAGUGAUAGAAAGUAUUCAGUUUAAAAUAAGAACUAAAAAAUAUCCCUGGCACUGUGACGGCUGAAUUUUACUUAUAAUGGCUGUGAUUUCUGUACUGAUAAGGGGAAGUAAUUGCUGCAAGGAAUUAAAAUUUUUGUGUUUUUUUUAAAUAACAGUUCCAGUUUUUAAGCAGCACGCCUCCAGAUUCAUGUUAAUUUUCAUGAAAAUUUUGGAAAUGUAUUUAAAAGUAAAAUAUUGAGAGGUGAACAAAUAAAGCAAUUUACAUAUUGCAAUCGGCACUUAAAGUUAAAAAAAAUUACCAAAAAGUAGUCAACAUAUGCAUAAACAGCACUCACUGUGUUAGUAGCAUAGUAGAAAUAUGGUGAUAAAAUACUACAAAAUCAGUCUGAAACUGCACAUAACAUGUAAAAUAUAACUUGGAUCUUGUCAAUGGAUGUUUUCACCUUUCUUAAAACUUUUAGUACAUUUUCUCAAUAUUGAUUUUCUUGAAAUAUUUUGGCUCACCUUUAAAUAUAGAAGUUCAUAUUGGUACAUUAGCACUGGAUUUAUUUUUCUAAUCACUUUUGGUUCAAACACGUCAAUAGUUAAAACAUUUUUCUUAAUAUUGUUGGAAUUCUAAAAAAACAAUAAAAAAAUCAGAAUACAUUUCUUUGUUAUUCUGAUUUUUUGAUUUGGUGCAAUGUGUUGUUUUUUAUAUCUGUGCAAAUAUUUAUAUUUUAAGGAGCACUAUGUGCAAUUUGAUCGUGACUGUUUGUUAGGAAAGGUUUUGUUUUCCUAAAGAGUCUUAUUGUAAGCAUGUUUAGAUGUGGAGAUGUAUCGUUAAAGGUGCAUAUUUCUUUUUCUAUUUGUAUACUUAGGUAUUUACCAAUUGAAUCAUGUCAAAUGGUUAUUUCAUAUACUUAUAUUCAUCUUUAUAUGUAAAUAACUUACUUUCAAGGGAUUUAACUAAUACUUCAAUAAAAGUGUUAACAAAUUUGUUGUGAAAUUAUUUUUCACAGUAUUAGCGGUAAGAUCUGAACAAAAAUGUAGUUCUGAAUAGGGAUUAAAGGAACUCAACUGAGGUCCAAAAGCCUUAAAACGAGCAUAAAUAGAUCAGCUGGGGCACUUAAAACAGACAGAUAUCCAAAAGAUAUUAAGAAAUACACAUGAAAAAAAAUGAAACCAUAUUCUAAUGAUAGUAUUAGCCCUAUUUGAGUGAAAAGCAUUAAAGCAAUUAAUUGCUUACUUCAAUGACGGACUGGCGUUUGACUACUUAAAAAAGAAAGUUAUGCGAGCAGACCCUAAAACUUCAGACAAGGCUGUGGCCAUUGCCUCUGCUGAACAAAGUAUCAGAAAAAGGUUUACUUUAAGGGCAGGGCAUGAGUUUGAUAAGCCACAAAGAUUACAACGCUUUCCAAAUUUUGAUCGUUUUUCAUAAUUAGAAUAAUUAUUCUGGAAAAAAAACAGAGUGAGCAAAUGGUCUGAAAUUUUGGACCUUCGACCUACAUCAAAUCUAACUUUAAUAUUGAAAAAAAUAUUUCGUGUCCAGUCAUGUCAAAAAACCACAGUAGAGUCCCUUUAAGGAAAAUAAAAGAAGUUCUAACUGUGUGUUAAUAUAUAUUAUGUUUUGUGCCAACUGAGGCAUUUUUUCUGACUAUGUGAUACUAUAUUGUUUCUUUUACUUUACUAAUUAUGUACAACUAUUUUGUCUUCCAAAUGAUUUAAAAGUGUGUAUUAUUUGCAUGUCAAACAAGGUUGUAUUCAAACUACAUAUAAUUAUGUAAUAUGUAUACUUUAAUAAUGUGUGAAAAUUGUUAUGUAUAUGUAAUGCUAUGUACAAUGAUGUUGAAGUUAAGUGGAUCUGUAUCAAAAACAAAAUGCUUUCCUUGUCCAUUGAUCUAAAAUAUGUACCAAAGAGAUCAAAGUAGCUGUUUAA